AUGAAGAGUGGUGUUGAAUAUAUCGAUGUUUAUGCAUUUGAUGGUUGUUCAUCUCUCACAGGUUUCACCAUUCCGAAAACACUUACAAAAAUACUUAACUUUGCAUUCCAAUCUUGCUCAUUACUAUCCAACAUCCGAAUGGUUUCCGAUUGCACAUUGAACUAUUGUGCAGGUGGUGCCUUCUAUGGCUGUUUCAAUCUUAAGACAAUCACACUUAACCCUAACGACAACAAAUAUUUGUUUGAGAACGGUGCACUCACAGAUCGCGACCAGACUAUUUUAUACUUCUUCCUCCCAUACAGUGGUGUCAAGAACUUUGCUGUUCCUACCGAGAUGAUCACUAUCGGCAACUGUGCAUUCAUGGGUAGUCCAUCUCAUCAACGAGUUUUCUUCAGUGGCAGCAAGAUCCGAGAGAUCGGCUACCAAGCGUUUAAAGACUGCAUAAAUCUCAAUUUUAUCUUCUUCUCAUCAUCCAGUCUCACUAAGAUUGAUAACGAAGCAUUCGAUGGCUGUCCCUAUCUUAAGAAAUGCGGUUCAUUUCAAGCACCGACAGCACUUCAAGAGAAACUUAUUUCCAUCAAUAUCCCAAAGACUGCAUUUUCCGAUGAUUGUGAUCUAUCAAUAACUUGCAAACCUAUCAUGCGAUUUUCAUUCUCACUAGCAGUUCUUACACCUUUUAUUUUAAUGUAA
Molecule: messenger RNA, 690 nt
Organism: Trichomonas vaginalis G3
Lineage: Eukaryota; Parabasalia; Trichomonadida; Trichomonadidae
Product: ribonuclease inhibitor domain-containing protein
Exons: 1
Coding region: 1-690 (229 amino acids)
Source: RefSeq, a predicted model, not a curated record